Messenger RNA from Diaporthe citri, 480 nucleotides. RefSeq lists its product as uncharacterized. Lineage: Eukaryota; Fungi; Ascomycota; Sordariomycetes; Diaporthales; Diaporthaceae. The record is from RefSeq and is a predicted model, not a curated record. The transcript has a single exon. Bases 1 to 480 code for a protein of 159 amino acids.
AUGCCACCAGCCCUUUCCACCCUCCUCACCGCCGUCGCCCUGUCCUCCACAGCAGCAGCCACCCAAAACACCUACGACCUCCAGAUCAGCUACCUCGCCACCAUCGUGCCCCUGCUCCCCGACCCGCUGGGCGGGCCAGGCUGCGGGCUCUGGGCGCAGAUCACCGUGGCGGGCGCCGAACAGCCCCGGGGGACGUCGGCGUCCUGGGCGGCAAGGCGCCGUCGGAACGAGUGUCCUGCCGCUGACCGCGCGCUGUCCUGCGGGCGGUGGGGCGGCUGCCCAUACACGAUGGCGUUCGAGCAGGUGGUGCAUGUGACGGUUCUGUCGGAGAAUGGCGGCGGUGACAAGGCGUCGGACCUCCGGGCGGCGGCGCUCGGGACGGGCGAGGUGGAUGUUGCGUGUCCGUGGGAUCCGGCCGAUGUCAGGAGGACGGAUUCUAUGCAGGUUUAUCAGGCUUGGCGGUACACGAUUGUGAUUUGA